Messenger RNA from Lentinula edodes (shiitake mushroom), 817 nucleotides. Its product is annotated as ubiquitin-conjugating enzyme E2. Gene Ontology annotation, cellular component: nucleus. NCBI's taxonomy places the organism in Eukaryota, Fungi, Basidiomycota, Agaricomycetes, Agaricales, Omphalotaceae. The record is from RefSeq and is a predicted model, not a curated record. The transcript has 6 exons. Gene Ontology annotation, molecular function: ubiquitin conjugating enzyme activity. Gene Ontology annotation, biological process: protein polyubiquitination; ubiquitin-dependent protein catabolic process. Bases 92 to 556 code for a protein of 154 amino acids.
CAGCUUAUCCCUUUACCACCACCAGGUGUCUAUUGGACGACUGUUUUCUUCUCUCCUUUGUGCAUAUUACGCAGAACUAGUCUAAUCCUCAAUGGCUCUCAAGCGCAUCAACAAAGAGCUUCUUGAUCUCGGACGUGAUCCACCCUCUUCUUGCAGCGCCGGACCUGUUCAAGGCGGAGGAGAACGUGCGAACGACCUGUUCCAUUGGCAAGCUACAAUCAUGGGCCCGAGUGACUCACCUUACGCCGGCGGAGUCUUCUUCCUUUCCAUAUUGUUCCCUACCGACUAUCCGUUCAAACCUCCGAAGGUCAGCUUUACGACAAAGAUCUAUCAUCCGAAUAUCAACGCCAACGGCUCCAUCUGUCUCGACAUUUUACGAGACCAAUGGUCUCCUGCGCUUACAAUUUCGAAAGUACUGCUUUCGAUCUGUUCGAUGCUCACUGAUCCCAAUCCGGAUGAUCCUUUGGUACCUGACAUUGCCCAUCUGUACAAGACUGAUCGGGAGCGGUAUGAGGCCACCGCUAGAGAAUGGACAAGGAAAUAUGCUAUGCAGUGAUGGUGCAGACAUUUGAUAGCAGAUUACCUUUGCACUCGAGAUGUGUACAACGUCAAAGUCUUUUGUGUUCUAUGUGUUCAAUAUGUCUAGCUGUAGUAGUAACAUCCAUCCGAAUAUUUCUCAUCUUUCAUCAUUCAUUAUUUCAACUGUGUGUGACGUUUGGGUCGCUGUCGCUGAGGGCGUCGUACUUGGUUUCCCACGUUGUGCAUACGCUACAACCAGUCUCCUUCAGCUCGCUACGUUAUAUUCAAUCACUUGGUC